This is a messenger RNA of Momordica charantia (bitter melon), 2166 nucleotides long. RefSeq lists its product as uncharacterized. The record is from RefSeq and is a predicted model, not a curated record. NCBI's taxonomy places the organism in Eukaryota, Viridiplantae, Streptophyta, Magnoliopsida, Cucurbitales, Cucurbitaceae.
GGCAAGUGAAGGAGAAGCCACCAAUCCCAUUUAUUUUUCAAUCUUCUUGUGUAACUGUUUGCUCCAACUUUUCCCUCCAUCGUCAUGCAGGUCUUUCCACCUGCUCUAUUGUAUUUCUUGCAAUCAUGGUCAUUUGGACUUACUUUCUUGCUUCCUAUCUUCAGUUUUACUCUGCAAGUUAUUCUCAUUCCUAUGGGGUUGCGUAGAAAGUACAGCUCCAACAAUGCCCUCCGCUUGCUUCUGUUGCUUUUUUAUUUGUCCGCAGACUGGGCCGCCACCACUUCGCUCGGCACCCUCGUUAAGUUCUAUGGCAGCUACGAAGAUGCCUUCUUCGGACGACUCUUCAUCUUGGCGCCAUUUAUGCUGCUCCACCUCGGUGGCUCGGACACCAUUACCGCCUACUCCAUGGAAGACAACGAUCUCUGGUACAGGUCCUUUUUUGGUUUCUUUGUUCAAGUUGGGAUCGCGUUUUACAUCCUUCUACUAGCUUUGCAACCCCAACAUCUGGAUUUUUUGGGGAUUCCUAUAUUUGUGGCUGGGAUCAUCAAAUAUGGCGAGAGGAUUUGGGUUUUCAGAUCUACUUCUACCCAGCGCCUGCCAGACCUAUUGCUUUCAACUACUCGUUUCAGUCCUAUACAAAUCAACGCUGCAAAGUCUAAGCAUUUGCAUCUUGAAUUUCCCAUACAAAUCAACGUCGAUCAUGAAGCCACACAAAACCCUCAUUUCAGUCACCUUCACUUGCUGCAUAUUGCUUAUUAUUUCUUCAAAACAAACAAAUUCCUGUUUGUAGAUUUGACUCUGACCUCCUAUGAUCUUCAACAAAGCCUUCACUACUUUAUGCAAUUUGACUCUAGAGAAGCUUUCAAAGUCAUUGAGCUUGAGCUUGGAUUUAUGUAUGAUUUCUUCUACACAAAAGCCUCAAUCAUCCAUUCUCGUUGGGGUCCUAUUCUUCGUCUUACUACCUUAUUUUCCAUUGUUGUUGUCAUUGUCACCUUUCAUAUAGACCACUUCGAUCCUGGAUUUAAUAAUCCAUUGACCAAUAUUUUGACAUUAAUCCUGCUCUAUGGAGCUUUGAGUCUUGAGAUCUCUUCGUUUAUUUUGUUUCUAUGCUCAGACUGGAAUGUAAUCCGGUUGACCAAGAGCUCUUACUCUCUCGCUCAUUUGACAUUUAAAGCUAUCUCUCGUUGCGGAUGGUCUGUCAAAAAAUAUAGGUGGUCAAAUUCUGUUCGACAGUACAAUUUAAUAUCUUGUUGCUUGAAAGAGACCAAAUAUGGGAGAUACUGCAAGUACUUUAGAACUUCUUACAUCUCCAAAAUCAUGACAGCUUCACGAAACAUCUCUGAUGAACUCAAAACACGGAUCUUUCAACAACUAACGCAAAAGUUGGAAGUUAAUGAAGAGAACAGAAAGCUACCUGGUUGGAUUCUAAGAAAGCACAACUGUUAUAACCAACUUGGCUGGAGUCUGGAAUUAGAUUCCGACCAGAGCAUCCUCCUCUGGCACAUUGCUACCAAUAUCUGCUAUCAUCGUGAUAAAGAAACUGAGGCAUCAAAUUGUUCUCUUCUUGAGGAUGGCACAUUGCUGUCUGAUUUUUUGACCUACCUUUUAGUGUAUCAUCAUUCGUUAUUUCUCGAUGGGAUGAGUGAAAUAAGAUUUUGUGAAACUGUUGACAGUGCAAUUGAAUUUAUGCAGCAGAGAAAAUCCAUAGAAACAACUAGUGAUGCUUGUAAGAGUAUGUUGGAUUUGGAGACGAGUACGGUGUACAAAGAUGCUGGCAACUCAGUCUUCUUUGGUGGGUGUCGGUUGGCGCGAGAGCUUCAAGGGCUAGAAGGGUGUGAGAGAUGGGAAAUAAUCAACCAUGUGUGGGUAGAGAUGCUUGCUAAUAUUUCAUGUGAAUGCAGAUGGUAUGAGCAUGCUAAGAAGCUCAGACAUGGCGGUAAUUUGCUCACUCAUGUUUGGCUUUUGAUGCACCAUCUUGGAUAUAUCAAACCAGCCAACCUCUCCACUAUGCAAGAUCAACAAGAUGAGAUCCUAGAUCAUGUGGUGGACCAACCGGACAACCUCCACACCCCGCAGGAUACACCAUUGGAAUGAUGAAAUAGUUGAUUAUGUGGUGGAUCAUAUGUCAGAUUGUAUGUCCAAAUCCAAAUUCCAAGUAAUAUUUGA